Messenger RNA from Jaculus jaculus (lesser Egyptian jerboa), 331 nucleotides. RefSeq names its product 40S ribosomal protein S11-like. The record is from RefSeq and is a predicted model, not a curated record. Bases 1 to 279 code for a protein of 92 amino acids. NCBI's taxonomy places the organism in Eukaryota, Metazoa, Chordata, Mammalia, Rodentia, Dipodidae. Gene Ontology annotation, cellular component: ribosome; cytosolic small ribosomal subunit. Gene Ontology annotation, biological process: translation. Gene Ontology annotation, molecular function: structural constituent of ribosome. The transcript has a single exon.
AUGGUCUGUCUGCCCCCUCCCCCAGGUGUGGUCACCAAGAUGAAGAUGCAGAGGACCACUCUCAUCUGCCGGGACUAUCUCCAUUACAUCUGCAAGUACAACCGGUUUGAGAAGCGCCACAAGAACAUGUUUGUGCAUCUGUCCCCUUGCUUCAGGGAUGUGCAGAUUGGUGACAUCGUGAUAGUGGGCGAGUGCCGGCCCCUGAGCAAGACUGUGCGUUUCAAUGUGCUCAAAGUCACCAAGGCUGCUGGCACCAAGAAGCAGUUCCAGAAGUUCUGAGGCUGAACACUGGCUGACUCCCCAAACAAAAAUAAAACUAUUUUCCCAUUCA